Molecule: messenger RNA, 1510 nt
Organism: Aspergillus saccharolyticus JOP 1030-1
Lineage: Eukaryota; Fungi; Ascomycota; Eurotiomycetes; Eurotiales; Aspergillaceae
Product: CRAL/TRIO domain protein
Exons: 2
Coding region: 178-1308 (376 amino acids)
Molecular function (GO): phosphatidylinositol transfer activity
Source: RefSeq, a predicted model, not a curated record
CGGCAUUUGGCCAGAUGGUCCAUCAGUUCGUCUUGUUGAUUGUUCAACAUUUCCCUCCCCCUUUUUUUUCCGUCUCUGAAUCUGUCACCAUCCCCCGGACACGAUCUUUGAAGAAGAUAUAUAACCAAUUGAUCCCAUUCAGUACCUAAUAAAUAGGAGACACCCUCUUUCCGCACUAUGAGCGCCGCCCCAGAAACCCAAGCUGCGCCUGCUGCUGAGGCUCCAGCUGGCAAUAUCCCAGUUCAGUCGCAGACAGCUGAAUCCACCGUAUCCGGCAACGAGCCCGUCGAGCACCAACAAAACAUUGAGCUGGAGUUGCCUAUCUCCGCCGCAGAUGGUCUCAUCCAGAAGCCCUUCGCCCGCCCUUUGAAUACCGCAAAGCCUACUCCGCCAGCGCAACUCACACCCGACCAGCAAGCCAAGUACGCCGAAGUUUUCAAGACGGUCUCCGCCUGGACUGAGCUACCGACGACCUCGGCCAAGAAUGCCCCAACGGCCCCUCUCACCGACAAUGAGCGCAUGUUUAUAACUCGCGAGUGUAUCCUACGAUACCUGCGCGCGAGCAAGUGGAAUGUGUCUGAGGCCGCUACCCGUUUGCAGCGCACUCUGGUCUGGCGCCGCGAGUAUGGGGUGGAGAAGUUGACGGCCGAUUACAUCUCCGUGGAGAACGAGACGGGGAAACAGGUUAUCCUGGGUUAUGACAUUGAGGGACGUCCCUGCCUCUAUCUCAUUCCAUCCAAUCAAAACACAGAGACUAGUGACCGCCAGAUCGAGCAUUUGGUCUUCAUGCUGGAGCGUGUGAUCGAUCUCAUGGGGCCUGACCAGGAAACGUUGGCUCUUCUCGUCAACUUCAAGGAAACCAAGUCCGGUCAGAAUGCUACCAUCGGCCAGGCCAAGCAGACUCUCAAUUUCCUACAGAACCACUACCCAGAGCGGAUGGGCCGGGCGCUCGUCAUCAACAUGCCGUUCCUCAUCAAUGGAUUCUUCAAAAUCAUCACCCCAUUCAUCGACCCCCAGACCCGGCAGAAGCUCAAGUUCAACGAAGACCUGCGCCAGCAUGUGCCUCCAGAGCAGCUGAUGAAGUCAAUGGGUGGAGACGUCGAAUUUCGCUACGACCAUGCCACUUACUGGCCCGCUCUGAACAAGCUUGCGGACCAGCGCCGAGCAGCCUACAAAUCACGGUGGAUUCAGGGUGGUAAGCGCAUCGGAGAGUUUGAAAACUAUCUCAAGACCGGCACCAGCCCCAGCCUGGCUCAGUCUGAGGGAACAUCCAAUGGAGCGGUGGGUGAGACGCAAUCUACCGCUUAGAGCAUCAUUGAAGAACUCUAUCCUGAGGCCGUACAUGCUGUUUUUCGAGCAUGUUACAGACUGUCUGAGGGCGCCAACUUUCCGUAAAUAGACCGUGUCUUUCCCGCAUUAUACCUGAAUUCGCUCGCCCUGAGUCUCGCAUAUCCGGGGUCUCAAUCGACUCAUCAAAAUAAUAGAGAAUAUAAUUAGAAGGAUGUAUGGU